AUGGCGUCCACCACACAAGCACGCUCGAGCAUCACGCGUCGAAGUUUCUGGAAGCUUGUGGGUGUUGGUGUGUUUUUCGCGGGGUCCACGGGCGGUGGUCUGCUGCUGUACUACCGCCACGUCUGGUUGCCAGAGAGGCAGCGGGCGGCGCAGCUUUCGUGCAUGCAGCCGCCUGUUCGCCGUACACAGCCAUACAUCGCCGGUGCUAGCGGCCGCGGCCGUAGCAGUCCCGGGGCGAAUGGUGAUCCGUGUGACCCCGCGCAGGAGGCGGCCGCGGUAGGUGUGUUUGGGGCCCCGUUGCGUGCCCUCUCCGUCGUCACCUUCUACUGUUUUGUGGUGUUUCGCACAAUGUUGCUACUGACGCACAUGCUGCCGGUGAUGUGGUACGCCUUCCUCACGUACGGCCUGCACCUGUGCGGGGAGAAGGUCCUCUUUGAAAAGCUGCGGGAGGCGUUGACGGCGAUGGGUCCGAGUUACAUUAAGUUCGGACAGUGGAUGGCGACACGGCCGGACUUUUUCCCGCCGUCCCUCUGCACUGCGCUGGAAAAGCUCUACGACCACACGGCCUCCCAUGGCUGGUCCCACACAGAGAAGCUUUUGCGGCGCACCUUCCGUGAGGCCGCACCUGCAGAGGGCGGGAACACGUCUUCUGCCAUCCCAACCGCGUCAUCCUCGCAGGCAACGAGGACGGCGAGACCGGGGAAGUUGCAGUUGGUGGAGCAGCAGCCGCCGCCGAAGCGGAACGCGCUGUACUACCUUUGCGAGAUUGAAACCGUGCCCGUCAACAGCGGGAGCAUCGCGCAGGUGCACCGUGGGGUGCUGCGGGAGGCGGUGGACGGCAUUCCCGCCGGGACUGAGGUGGCGAUUAAAGUCACACAUCCCCGCAUUCGCUGGUCCGUGGCGGCGGACUUGGUUGGCAUGCGCUGGUUUGUGCACGCCCUCACGUUUAUCCUUCCCAGCAUCGUCUACUUUGAUCUGGAGCGGAGUGUGGAGGAGUUCUCGUCGUUUAUUCAGUCCCAGCUGGACCUGCAGCAGGAGUGUGACAAUCUGCAGCAGUUUAUAUUCAACUUCCGCGACUUUCCUGGUGUCAUCUUCCCCCGUCCGCUGCCCUCGCUCUGCUCACGGGAUGUGCUGAUUGAGACCUUUGAGGAGGGCCAGCCCCUGCAGGAUAUUCAGGGUGGGAAAAACUACGCGGAUGUCGCAGAGCGGGGAUGUCACAUGUUCCUCAAGAUGCUCUUUGAGGACAACUUUGUGCACUCCGACCUACACCCCGGCAACCUGCUGCUCCGCACAAAUCCCGGGGCCCCUGUCAGCAGCGUGACCGCCUCACUGCGACCGCCCUCCGCCGACGCAUGCUACCCUGAUGGAAGGAUGAAGCUCCGCCACGAGCUCAUCGUGCUGGACACAGGCCUCGUUUCGACGCUGUCGAAGGAGGAGCGCAACAACUUCAUAGCCCUUUUUGCGGCGGUGGCGUGUGGCGACGGCAAACUCGGUGCAGACCUUAUGCUGGACCGCAUGCCAGAGACCCGUGGCCCUAAACGUGAGGUGAACCGUGAGAAGUUUCGGGAGGACAUGCAGGCGAUCUUUAAUAUUGUUGCCCCUGAGAACUCGGAGGGCUUUAAGCUGAGCAAGGUCCGCAUAGGCCCGGUGCUAGCUAAGAUCAUGAGCACGUUGCGCGAGAAUCGGACGCCUAUUGACGGCAACUUUGCCUCGCUCGUUCUUACUGUGAUGGUGGGGGAAGGGCUCGGGCGCAGGUUGACGCCUGAUUUCAAUCUCUUUGGCGAAGCGGCGCCGUACCUGGUGGCGCUGCUGGAGGACGGCGAGCUGUGCUUCCUGGCCUCAAAGCUGCGCGAGACAUACGGUACCCCCGCGCUGCUGCGUGACUCGGUGCACUUUGUGCGGCCCGAGCGCACGGCAACUUACGCGGAGGUGGCCGUCAAAAAGGUAGUGAAGAGUGUAGGGCGGCUCUGGCGGCGGCUGACGGCCACGACGACGGAAACCGACGCGGACACGGUGCAAAAUUGA
Trypanosoma rangeli is the source of this 2025-nucleotide messenger RNA. Its product is annotated as ubiquinone biosynthesis protein. The record is from RefSeq and is a predicted model, not a curated record. The transcript has a single exon. Lineage: Eukaryota; Euglenozoa; Kinetoplastea; Trypanosomatida; Trypanosomatidae. The coding region runs from base 1 to 2025 and encodes 674 amino acids.